UAAUGAUAAAGAAAUAACCAACAAAACAAGCCACUAGGAUGUAAACUCAAGCUAAUGAUUAAUAAGAAGUUAUAGCAGUAAAUUAAUUUUAUAAUGAUUAAAGCAAAGUCAGCAAGCAGCUAAAUACACUUUAAAUUAAAUAGUCGGUAAUGGAACAUUUGGAAUGGUUUAUUUGGUAUAUGAUAUUAAUAUAGUAUAGGCUACAAACAGUUAAACUAAUGAAAAGGUGGCAAUUAAAAAAGUGUUUUAGGAUAAAAGAUAUAAGAAUAGGGAACACUUGAUAAUUUAAGAGUUGAAUCAUCCAUGUGUUAUAAAAUUGAAGGAAGCUUUUUUUACAUAAGGAGACAAGGUAAAUGUUUAUUAAUAGGAAAGGGUGAUGACGUGUAUUUGAAUUUGGUAAUGGACUACAUUCCUGAUACGUUAAGCAAGGUUAUUAGAUAUUACAAAAAAGCAAAACAACCAUUUCCUGCUGUUCUAUUAAAAAUUUAUAGUUACUAGAUGUUUAGAGCAUUAGCCUAUUUAGAAGGUAUUAAUGAUAAAUAUCAAAUAGGGAUCGGUAUUUGCCAUAGAGAUAUAAAACCAUAGAAUAUUCUUGUAGAUCCAAAUUCGCAUGUUUUGAAAAUAUGUGAUUUUGGGUCAGCCAAAAGAUUGUAAAAGGGAGAGCCUAAUGUGGCCUAUAUAUGUUCAAGAUAUUAUAGAGCCCCUGAAUUAAUAUUUGGAGCAACAGAAUAUAGUACAGCAAUAGAUACUUGGUCAAUUGGUUGUGUGAUAGCAGAAAUGUUAAUUGGAGAACCAUUGUUUCCUGGAGAAAGUGCCACUGAUUAACUUGUAGAGAUUAUAAAAAUAUUGGGUACUCCUACUGUUGAAUAAGUCAAAUAAAUGAACCCUAUGCAUAAGGAAUUUAAAUUCCCUCAGAUUAAAAAUCAUCCAUGGAAUAAAGUAUGAAUUUCAGUUUUAGAAUUCAAUUUAGGUAUUCUAGAAGUUCAAACCUGAUCCAUUAUUUGUUGAUUUAAUAUCAAAAAUAAUGUUAUAUCCUCCAAGAGAAAGAUUGAGACCAUUGGAAGCAUUGUCUCAUCCAUUUUUUAAUGAAAUAAGAGACGAAAAGUUUGGUGUUCCAAAUGUAAAAUUACCAAACUUUUUUGAUUUCACUAAAGGUAUAAAACUAAUUAGUAUUUCAUAGAGGAAUUGGGAAUACAGCCUGAAAUAGCAUUUAAAUUAACUCCAUAGUGGUAUUAGUAAAAGAGGAUAUGAA
Messenger RNA from Paramecium pentaurelia, 1252 nucleotides. The record is from the annotation of a GenBank genome assembly. NCBI's taxonomy places the organism in Eukaryota, Ciliophora, Oligohymenophorea, Peniculida, Parameciidae.